Nerophis lumbriciformis (worm pipefish) is the source of this 1005-nucleotide messenger RNA. The record is from RefSeq and is a predicted model, not a curated record. NCBI's taxonomy places the organism in Eukaryota, Metazoa, Chordata, Actinopteri, Syngnathiformes, Syngnathidae.
AUGCUGCCCACUGGAGAUGUGCAAGGCUGUCUCCGUAAACUAGAAACUCUCUUGCGAAUCAUAAAGUACCCUGGACAUGUCGACUACAACGGACUUUCCAUAGGAGACCCCUCAGCUUUUCUCCCAAUACUGAGCUUCAGUCUCACCACGUUCUCCCCACCUUUUACUGAGCAAAUAGUGGCAGCUGGAUUGGAGCUGACGGGCAAAACUGAUCUGCGAUUCACUGACACACUCUAUAAGGUUCUCCGAGAUAUCUUCCACUAUAAGCCCGUCGUCUCCAAGCAACAGUUCCUGCAGAAUGGUUUUGCACAAAGAAAGAUUUCUACCCUUUGUGACAUCAUUGGCUUGGUUUUGAAGAGACACAAUGAACUGAAAAAGCCCAAAAUUAGAAAUCAUGUUUCACACAAGGACACCAGAAAGGAAGACCAUCCAAAUCUGACUAAGCCAGAUACAGUAUGUGACCAGCCUUAUGCAGUGCAUCACAUGAAAAAAGACUACUUGUCAUGUCAGAGUGUAGUACAGACCUUGCAUGAUGAAGUACACUCCAAUAUGAAGCAUACUGAAAAUGGAAUUCCAAAUGAGACGGAGAAGAAGCAAGAGGAGCCUUCCAAAAUAGAGCAAAGGCUUUCUGUAAUGGAAGCUCAAAUUGAAAGUCUUCUGAGUGGUUUUCAAAAGCUCAGUGUCUUAGAAGACCAUCUGGAGGAGCUCAUGAGACGGAGCAACACAAAAGAAAAGGAAGAAGAAAUUAUUACAAUAUCAAGAAAGACUUGGGAUAAUCUAAAUGAUCGAAUUUUAUUGCUGGAAACCAAAUUGGAACUGGGACUUGCAAAGUCAAAUGAUCCUCCAUCAGCUCCAGUCUCCUCUUUGAGCUCCAUAUCUGAUGCUUCCACGAGUGAUGUAAAAAACAGACUCGAGAGGAUCACCAGUAUGUUGAAGAGUACCUCAACUCUGAUGAAGCGUACAGACUCAUGUAGAACACCCUACGAACGGACACAAAUGAUUUAA